Ilex paraguariensis (yerba mate) is the source of this 2238-nucleotide messenger RNA. The record is from the annotation of a GenBank genome assembly. Lineage: Eukaryota; Viridiplantae; Streptophyta; Magnoliopsida; Aquifoliales; Aquifoliaceae.
CCGGAAGAGAUAGGAAAUCUGAAAAAGCUCAGGUUGUUAGAGUUGUGGAACUGUAGAAGUCUCAGAAAAAUUCCACCAGGUGUCAUCACAGACCUCCCCGGAUUAGAAGCAUUAUCCAUGAAAGACAUGUACGGAGUACAAGCAUUACCUAUCAAAGGCGUGGACGAAUUCACAUGGGAAGUUGAAGAACAUGGUAAAAAAAGAAAUAACGCAAGCCUCAAAGAUCUGGAGUCUUUGUCCAAAUUGACUACUUUAGAAAUUAGCCUAGGAGAAUUGGAGCUUAUUCCUAGAAGCCUACGCCUUUGCUCGAAAUUGACAAGAUAUGCUAUAUAUGUCGGUGCUCAUGCCUAUUCUGUAGAACAUGAUUGGCACAAAUUUAUGCAUCUCACACUCCCCACAAUAACUACUUUUCCAGACUGGGUUAGUGAACGAAUAAAAGAAUCUGAAGUUCUAUGGUUGAAAUCUGAUGGUUCAAAGAGUGUAGUGGAUGAGUUGAACUUGAAUGGUUUUCUACACUUGAAGGAACUGAGGAUUCAAAACUGUGGUAAGCUGGAAUAUCUUACUAAUGCAGUUGAUGGGCGGCUCCAACCUAGUGUUUUCAUUUUUCCAAUCUUGAAUACCCUUGAUCUCAGAGAAUUGGCUAAUUUAAUUGGGGUUUGUGGAGACCAACUUCCUGGGGCGGGGUCCUUUAGCGAGCUAAAAGAGUUGCAGCUGGGGUGCUUACCUUCACUAACACAGUUAUGGAAGUGUCCGACUCAAAAUGUUUGCCUUGGCAAUCUUAGAUUGGUUUUUUUACAUGAAUGUGGGAGCUUGGGAAGUCUUUUAUCACUCUCAAUUGCUAGCGGUAUGGCUCAACUCGAAGAACUCCACAUAAGCAAUUGUGGCAAGCUGGUAGAAGUCUUUUCAGAUGAAAGUGGAGAUGGAAAUGUAACUAGCAAGAUCAAAUUCCCCAAACUAAAGACAAUAUAUCUAGCAAAUCUACAAAGUCUCAUUCGUUUUUGUGGAAGGAUUGAUGGCAUUGAGUUCCCUCGAUUGAAUGACUUGAAAGUUUAUAAUCUGCCAAUAAUUAAGGAAUUCUACCCCAACAGCUACAAUGACAAUACCCUCGAAUUGAAAUUGCUUUUUGAUCAAAAGCUUCUUUUUGGUAGCUUUAAGCGGUUGGAACUCUAUCAAUUGCAGAAUGUGAGUGAGAUAUGGUGCAGCCAGAUCCAAACUAGUUCGUUUAGUAAACUUGAAAAACUGGAGGUUGAAUCUUGCAACGAUUUGAGACACUUAAUCUAUCCUUCUAUGGCUAGGGCUCUCGUGCACCUUCGAUACUUGAGAAUACGAAAUUGCCAAGUGAUGGAAGAAGUAGUUGUAAAGGAAGAAAAAAAAGCAAAAGAUGAAAGGAGGAAGAAUGAAAUUUUGUUCCCUCAAUUGAGAGCUUUGGUACUUGGCGAUCUUCCCAAGCUACGGAGCUUUUUUCAGGUGAAACAUGGGUUGGAUCUUCCAUCCUUAGAUUUCCUCUCGGUCUUUUGUUGCGAUGAAUUGGAGGCCUUUUCUCUGGGAUCCUUAAGCACGCCAAAGCUGAAGGCCGUUUCAUCUGAUUAUGGAGAUGUUUGGGUGCACGACCUUAAUACCACCAUAAAACUCAUAUAUGAAAAGCAAAAGUCUCAGGUCCCUCCGGAUUUUCGAUUGCAUCCGACAGAAGAGGAGCUUCUGUGUUACUACUUGAGGAAGAAAGUUGCCCAUGAAAUGAUAUACUUCAAUGUAAUUCGUGAGGUUGAUCUUAACAAGCUUGAACCAUGGGAUAUCCAAGAGAGGUGCAAAAUAGGAGGCACCCCACAAAAUGCAUGGUACUUCUUUUGUCACAAAUAUAGAAAAUACCCGGCCGGGAGUCGCACUAAUAGUGUGACUACAGCCGGAUUCUGGAAUGCUACAGGCCGUGAUAAGGUCAUAUACAGCUGCAAUAGAAGAAUUGGAUUGAGGAAGACUUUGGUGUUCUACGAAGGGUGGGCGCCAAAUGGGCAAAAAUCAGAUUGGAUCAUCCAUGAAUAUAGGCUAGAUGAUAGCACCCACGAGACCAAGGGCUCGAAUCUAAAACGUAUUUCAACUCUAGAAGAUCCUUGGGUUGUAUGCCGAAUUUUCAAAAAGAGAAACUUCCACAAGACCCUCCAGAGUCCCCAACGCACAUCGUCGUCUCCGGAUUCAAAGACCCAACCUUAUAACUCAAUCGACAAUGAUGGUGUUCUUAAUUAA